AUGGGUGAUCGGGGAGCACCUGGGAACACUGAGUCUAGAGGUGACGAUGGGAUUGGCCUGCCUGGCAAGAUAGGUCCGAGAGGGCUACCUGGUGUUGGUGGAAGAAUCGGAGAAACUGGUGUCAAAGGUCAGAAGGGUGAGUCAGGGGAGACUCCAGACGACUCCAACCAGCGGGUGGCAUUCACCGUGGUGAGGACGACCGACCCAGAUGAAUCCAAGAGUCACGAAACCCGUUUGCCCUUCGAGCAGACCGAGACGCUUCUGCCGGUAAAUCAACGAGGUCAGUUGUCUGGAAGCGCGGUGCUGAGUCUCCAGCGUGGAGACACGGUGUAUGUUACCAUGCACGGUAGGGCGAAUGGUGGUAACUACACCUCAUUCAGCGGCUUCCUCCUUUUCCCGGAGUCAAUUAAUUAA
Molecule: messenger RNA, 414 nt
Organism: Patiria miniata (bat star)
Lineage: Eukaryota; Metazoa; Echinodermata; Asteroidea; Valvatida; Asterinidae
Product: complement C1q subcomponent subunit B-like
Exons: 2
Coding region: 1-414 (137 amino acids)
Molecular function (GO): protein binding
Source: RefSeq, a predicted model, not a curated record